Molecule: messenger RNA, 6189 nt
Organism: Rhipicephalus microplus (southern cattle tick)
Lineage: Eukaryota; Metazoa; Arthropoda; Arachnida; Ixodida; Ixodidae
Gene: cac
Product: calcium voltage-gated channel subunit cacophony
Biological process (GO): calcium ion import across plasma membrane; chemical synaptic transmission
Cellular component (GO): voltage-gated calcium channel complex; membrane
Molecular function (GO): calcium ion binding; high voltage-gated calcium channel activity
Source: RefSeq, a predicted model, not a curated record
GGCGCUGUCGGCGGAAAGCGGCGGUGAGCGCGGCCUGUUGAGGGCCCCGGAGACGAGCGGCGCGCUGGGCGGCCAUGGGAGCGGCGCCCUGAGGACCGAGCCCGGCAUGGCCAGGCGCAAGGCCCUCGACCCGCGGGCCAGGGGGCCUUCUUCGCUCUUCCUCCUCUCCGAGGACAACCUGCUGCGACGAUAUACCAAAUUCUUCAUCGAGUGGCCUCCGCUCGAAUAUGCCGUGCUGCUCACCAUCAUCGCCAACUGCAUCGUGCUGGCGCUCGAAGAGCACCUGCCCAAAGGCGACCGGACGCCGCUCGCCCAGAAGCUGGAAAAAACGGAGCCUUACUUUCUAGGUAUCUUCUGCGUAGAAGCCCUAUUGAAAAUUGUAGCCUUAGGAUUUAUACUGCAUCGCGGAGCGUACCUCCGCAACAUUUGGAAUAUCAUGGACUUCGUGGUCGUCGUCACGGGGUUUGUUACCUACUUUGUACCGGAGGAUUUAGAUUUAGAUCUCAGAACCUUGAGAGCCAUCAGGGUGCUUCGACCCUUGAAGCUGGUCUCCGGAAUCCCAAGCCUUCAAGUAGUGUUGAAGUCCAUCAUCAAAGCCAUGGCGCCAUUGCUUCAAAUAGGACUUCUUGUUCUCUUUGCCAUCGUUAUAUUUGCCAUUAUUGGCCUUGAAUUUUACAGCGGUGCUUUACACAAAACAUGCUACAGUUUAGAAGAUGCAAACGAGAUCGUUCCGGAGGGCGAGCAGGAGACGCCUUGCUACCAGGAUUCUCCGUUAAACUCGUCGCAUCCUUCCGGGGCGUACAUUUGCGACCACAACGUCUCUAUGUGCAAGGAGGGCUGGAUAGGCCCAAACUACGGCAUCACUAGCUUCGACAACAUCUUUUUCGCCAUGUUAACUGUUUUUCAAUGCAUCACCAUGGAGGGUUGGACGGCCAUUUUGUACUGGACAAAUGAUGCCUUGGGUAACUCAUUUAACUGGGUGUAUUUCGUACCUCUCAUCAUCCUGGGAUCAUUUUUCAUGCUCAACUUAGUUCUCGGUGUUCUUAGUGGAGAGUUUGCAAAAGAGAGAGAAAGGGUGGAAAACCGGCAAGCCUUUCUCAAGAUUCGGAGGCAGCAGCAACUAGAAAGGGAGUUGGACGGCUACGUCGAGUGGAUAUGCAAAGCGGAGGAGGUAAUCCUGGCGGAGGAGAGAACGACUGAAGAGGAGAAAAUGCACAUAAUGGAAGCUCGCAGGCGAGCGGCCAAUAAGCGUAAGAAACUAAAGAGCAUGCACAACAAGAGCACGGACGAGGAGGAGGAAGAAGAGGUGGAGGAUGAAGGCUUUGCAAGGGCUUCCUACCUCAAAACGAAGAUUAAGAACAAGGGAGCCUGUAAAGCUUUCUGGAAGGCCGAGAAGCAAUUCAGGUUCUUCAUUCGUCAAGUCGUCAAGACGCAAACUUUCUAUUGGGUUGUGAUUGUACUUGUGUUCUUAAACACUGUGUGCGUUGCAGUGGAGCACCAUGAUCAAGAUCAAUAUCUCACAGACUUUUUAUAUUAUGCAGAAUUUGCAUUUUUGGGGCUAUUCAUCUUCGAGAUGUUAAUCAAGGUGUAUGCUCUUGGACCACGCAUUUAUUUUGAAUCGUCUUUCAACAGAUUCGACUGUGUAGUUAUAGCGGGUAGCAUCUUUGAAGUGGUCUGGUCCAGCCUCAAGGAAGGCUCGUUCGGACUGUCUGUUCUUCGGGCCCUUCGGCUGCUGCGUAUAUUCAAGUUUACCAAGUACUGGUCUUCGCUACGAAACCUGGUGAUAUCUUUGCUGAACAGCAUGCGCUCCAUCAUCAGCUUGUUGUUCCUGCUCUUCCUAUUCAUCCUCAUUUUCGCGCUCCUUGGCAUGCAACUCUUCGGCGGCGUAUUUAACUUUCCCGAGGGCACGCCGGCGGCAAAUUUCAACACUUUUCCAAUUGCCUUGCUCACAGUGUUUCAGAUAUUAACGGGGGAAGAUUGGAACGAGGUCAUGUAUAAUGGCAUUCAGUCCCAAGAUGGAAUUCAUGGUGGGAUGAUCUACAGCCUUUACUUCAUCAUUCUCGUCCUUUUUGGCAACUAUACCCUGUUAAACGUAUUCUUGGCCAUCGCUGUGGACAACCUGGCAAAUGCCCAGGAAUUGACGGCAGCCGAGGAGGAAGACGCAGAGGAGGAGAAGGAGAGAGCUAAGGAGGAGCUGGAGAAGGAAAUUGCUGAUCUGCAAAUGGCUACAGCGGGUAGUUUAGAUCCACCACAAGUAAACAUAUGUCCGCCAUCGCCUCAAAGCGGUGCGCCGGGCAAAGGAAAAACUUUCCCUUUUCAAGAAAAUCAGUUGGAAGCUGGAACUAAAUUCAAGGGAACCAAUGACAAUAACAACAUCGACGUCGAUGAAGAUUAUGCACCUCCUAGGGAGGAUGACGAUGAAGACGAUAUUACUGGUCCAAAGCCAAUGAUGCCGUACUCUUGCAUGUUCGUCUGUUCACCGACAAAUCCGAUCCGACGAGCCGCCCAUUUCAUUGUUAAUCUUCGUUACUUCGAGCUAUUCAUCAUGAUCACCAUUACGCUUAGUAGCAUUGCCUUAGCCGCAGAAGACCCAGUGGAGGAAGACUCGACAAAGAAUAGAAUCUUGAACUACUUCGACUAUGCGUUUACGGGGGUGUUCACUGUCGAGAUGCUUCUAAAGAUCGCCGAUCAGGGCGUCAUCUUUCACCCGGGAGCCUACUGCAGAGACUCCUGGAACAUUUUAGAUGCCAUUGUUGUCAUUUGCGCACUCAUUGCCUUCGCAUUUGCGGGAAGCUCCACAGGUCAGAACCUAAGCACCAUCAAAUCACUGAGGGUUCUACGAGUCUUGCGGCCACUUAAAACUAUUAAACGCGUCCCCAAGCUAAAGGCCGUGUUCGACUGCGUAGUCACAUCCCUCAAGAAUGUGUUCAACAUACUCAUCGUGUACAUUUUGUUCCAAUUUAUCUUUGCUGUGAUAUCCGUUCAACUAUUCAAUGGCAAGUUUCACUACUGCACUGAUGCGUCCAAGCUCACCCAAAGUGAAUGCAAGGGAGAAUAUUACGUGUUUAGCGACGCGGACAAGCCACCUAGGGUGGAGCGGCGUCAGUGGAAGCACCAGCCUUUUCAUUACGACAACGUGAUGGCGGCCAUGUUGACCUUGUUCACCGUGCAGACUGGCGAGGGCUGGCCACAAGUGCUUCAGAACUCGAUGGACUCCACGGACGAGGGCAAGGGGCCCCUGCCUAGAUACCGAAUUGAGAUGUCCAUUUUCUACGUCGUCUUCUUCAUCGUGUUCCCUUUCUUCUUUGUAAAUAUCUUCGUAGCACUCAUCAUCAUCACUUUUCAAGAGCAGGGUGAGAAAGAGCUCGAAGAAGGCGAGCUUGACAAAAACCAGAAAUCCUGUAUAGAUUUUGCCAUUCAAGCCAAGCCACUGCAGAGGUAUAUGCCAAAGAACAAAGACAGUUUUAAAUACAAAGUGUGGAAGAUAGUUGUUUCAACUCCCUUUGAAUACUUUAUCAUGGUAUUAAUUGUGCUCAACACCGUUCUGCUCAUGAUGAAGUUUUACAAUCAAAGCAAGACGCUGAAGAACACGCUCCACUACAUGAACGCUGCCUUCACCGCGCUUUUCACGAUUGAAUGCAUUCUCAAGGUGGCCGCAUUCGGAGUCCGGUUCCAUUAUGCCAGCGAUUUAUAUUCCGACAUACUAAGCUACUUAAACAUGGCCUUCACUAUCCUUUUCCUGCUGGAAUGUAUAUUCAAGUUCAUGGCUUAUGGAUGCAAGAACUUCUUCAAGAAUCCUUGGCAUACCUUUGAUUUCAUCACCGUUAUCGGAAGCAUCAUCGAUGUUCUAGUCAUGGAGACGGGGCUGAAUUUUUUCAGUGUGGGGUUCUUAAGGCUAUUUCGAGCAGCCCGCCUGAUCAAGCUUCUCAGGCAAGGCUACACCAUACGAAUUCUCCUUUGGACGUUCAUUCAGUCUUUCAAAGCUUUGCCUUACGUUUGCUUGCUCAUAGCUAUGCUCUUCUUCAUCUACGCGAUAAUCGGCAUGCAGGUCUUUGGAAAUAUUAUGCUGGCGUCGGACAGUCAAAUAACGAGGCACAAUAACUUCCGAACUUUCUUUCAAGGUCUAAUGCUUCUGUUCAGAUGCGCCACUGGUGAAGCGUGGCAAGCUAUUAUGAUGGCUUGCGUAAAGGGUCGCCCCUGUGACCCUCUUUCCAAGAAGGAGAAACCUGAGUGCGGUAGCAACAUGGCCUACGCCUACUUUGUCAGCUUCAUCUUCUUCUGCUCUUUCUUGAUGCUCAACCUGUUCGUCGCCGUCAUUAUGGACAAUUUCGACUACCUGACGCGCGACUCAUCCAUUCUCGGGGCCCAUCAUUUAGACGAAUUUAUACGGGUCUGGGCCGAGUAUGACCCGAACGCCACGGGCUACAUUCACUAUACGGAAAUGUAUGACAUGUUGCGUAAUAUGGACCCUCCCCUGGGUUUCGGAAACAAGUGUCCUUACCGACUGGCGUACAAGAAACUGAUUCGUAUGAACAUGCCUGUGACUGAAGAAGGAAAAGUCAACUUCAGCACCACAUUGUUUGCACUUAUUCGAGAAAAUCUGAGCAUCAAAAUGAGACCAGCAGAGGAAAUGGACCAGGCAGACAAAGAGCUCAAGGAUACCAUCCGCAAGUUGUGGCCAUUGCACGCGCGAAAAGUCACCGACAAAUUUAUGCCGCCUGAUUCCGAAUUGGGAGCAGGAAGGCUAACUGUCGGCAAAAUAUAUGGUGGUCUCCUUAUUCUCGAAAAUUGGAGAACCACGAGAUUCGGACAGGCUCCUGGAGCAGGGAGUCUCACGGAAAAGGCGAGUCCGCCAUCGCCGCCAGAUUCUCCGCGACCGUCCCUGCUCCAGCGUUUGAUGGGCGCCGUGCGCAACUCCAACACCCGAGCCAGCCACGGCAGCCUGAACCAGGACGAGGCACACCUGGACGACGGACACCUGCAGCCGCCUUCCAGGCAUGGCUCGCUACAUCGAUCGAGCCUCAGCAUGGAGCGCAACGGCCAGUCAUCGGAAAAGCCAUGGCAGCGGUCCCUGAGCUUCCUUCGUCGGGGUAGCAGCCGGCGGCACCGGCCCCAGGCGGGGCCCCCGCCGCUGCCGCCCACCGCGCCGCCGCCGGCCACCGAGAAGGUGGGCGCCGGCCCUGCGGGCGCCGGCUUGCCUGCCGCCGUUGCACGCUGCAUGCGCCGCACCUGCACGCCUCCCGGGGGGGCCUCAGCCGCGCCUCCGCCGCCGACGCCCCCAGGGCAGCACCCGCCGCACUGUGCACGCGAGCGCGAACUGCCUCCGCGCGAGCCCCCGCGCCUGACGCUGCGGCGCCGCGCGCAGGGUGACCGACCGCCGGCCCGCCUGAGGCCGGACUCCAUCGCCCUGGGACCGUCGCCGCAGGGGAGCCGCUGUGCGUCGCCGCUGCGCCGGUCACCGUCGCCGCGACGAUCAGCCGCGGGGUUCUCGGACGCUGUCAGCGACCUGGUCGACAAGGUCAAGUACGAGACGAGUCGCCGUGGCCGAGCCAGAGCGCGUCUCCACGGCGAUGAGUUCCUGCGAGAUUCUCCGCUGCGCGGCCGCCGCGGGUCGGCAGAGUACCGAAGCAGCACGUGGUUGGGCCAACGGUCCCGCAGUCCCUCGCCCAGCCGCGCGGGCGCCGAGCGCCACUAUGGUGGUGCGCGGUCCGCUAGUCCCGCGGCCUCGGCGCAGAGCCUGCCGGCCCAACGGCGCCGGCUACCGCCGACGCCGGCCAAGCCAUCGCGGCUACGACUCGACGCUCGAUCCAUGGAGGCCGGCAUCAACUUCCCCAGCGUGUCACAGUCACCCACGCUGCCGGGCGCCCGCUCGCCGGCCGCCAUCAACUUCCCCAAAGUGAACGCCUCGCCAACCCACUGCCCCCGACAGCUGCCCUCGCCGCUGCUGCCCAACGGUUACAAGCCGCGCCGCACACCGCGCCGCCGGCGCAGUGGCGACACCGACGACGACGACUGGUGCUAGCCGCUGUUGCCGCCGCUCAUGCCGCCGCCGCCGCCGAGCAACUCCCGAUGCAACCAAAAUAUUGCCGCCGAUAUAAAAAAAGAAAAAAAAAGAAAAAAAAGUUUUAUUACCUGAAUGAAAAUGAAAAACACUUUACUGCGCAAAUAAACUAAACAAGUUACAUAUAA